Ailuropoda melanoleuca (giant panda) is the source of this 2170-nucleotide messenger RNA. RefSeq names its product ubiquitin conjugating enzyme E2 G2 (gene UBE2G2). NCBI's taxonomy places the organism in Eukaryota, Metazoa, Chordata, Mammalia, Carnivora, Ursidae. The record is from RefSeq and is a predicted model, not a curated record. The transcript has 6 exons. The coding region runs from base 91 to 588 and encodes 165 amino acids.
CCCGGCGGCGACCCGGAAGCACCCCCGCGGCGGGCGGGAGGGACCUGCGCUUAGGAGGGGAGGUCGGACCGCACAGCUGUUGCCCGGGCGAUGGCGGGGACGGCGCUCAAGAGGCUGAUGGCCGAGUACAAACAAUUAACACUGAAUCCUCCAGAAGGAAUUGUGGCAGGCCCCAUGAAUGAAGAGAACUUUUUUGAGUGGGAGGCACUGAUCAUGGGCCCAGAAGACACCUGCUUUGAGUUUGGUGUCUUUCCUGCCAUCCUGAGCUUCCCGCUGGAUUACCCAUUAAGUCCCCCCAAGAUGAGAUUUACCUGCGAGAUGUUCCAUCCCAACAUCUACCCUGAUGGCCGAGUCUGCAUUUCCAUCCUUCAUGCUCCGGGCGACGACCCCAUGGGCUAUGAGAGCAGCGCCGAGAGGUGGAGCCCCGUGCAGAGCGUGGAGAAGAUCCUGCUGUCGGUGGUGAGCAUGCUGGCAGAGCCCAACGAUGAGAGUGGCGCUAACGUGGAUGCUUCCAAAAUGUGGCGGGAUGACCGGGAGCAGUUCUGCAGGGUGGCCAGGCAGCUGGCGCAGAAGUCCCUAGGGCUCUGAGGCCCGCCCUUGCACGCACGAGGACACAGCGCUCAGUCGCGGCCGGGGUUUCUCUGCCGAAGGCGUAGUGACAGGGACACUCUGUGCUGGUACCAAAAAAGGCAAGCUUGCAGAACCACAGAUCUGUUUUUUCCCCUACCUUUCCCGCUCCAAACAGGCUUCUCUUCUAAAAUUAUGAUGUAUGUAGGAUAAUGACAGCCAGAUGCAGUUUUAUGGUGUUCCUGGCAGGGUGGUUCAGGGAGAUGGUGAGAGCUGUCCCCACCACCUCUCCUGCCGGAGCGCCCACAUACCACACCGCCAGCGGCUUCCCUCUGUCGCGGUCGGUGGGGGCGUGUGUAUGCCACACUCCAGGGGGCCAGAACCAGUCAUGCUCCUUCUGAAGAAACAGGGCCUCGCAGCUGGAGCAGAGGCUGGGUGGGACGGCUCUGUGGGCCCCAGGACAGGGACAUAACUUUGUUUCUGUGCUUUGUAGUACUUCAGACAUGUUUCCUUAUAAUCUCGUUACAUCUUUUUUGUUGUGUAUUAUAGACUAUCGCACUUAGAGAUACUUUCAGGAAAUAAAUACUUUUUAAAAAUGUGGAUUAAUGAGAAAUGGGGUGCGUGAAAGAGAGGUUUACUGCUGGUUGUUAAGACUGACACUUUCCUCCGGUCAUAUUUAGCCAAGAUUUACACUUGUGUCCUCGUUGACUUGCACAUCACUAGGGCAGGAACACGUGGACCCAGCUGAACACUGGGAGCUCUGAGCUGCUGUGUGUGUGGCCGCAGCUGGAGCGUGAACUACUGAGACAGAGUUGUUCUUUGCAGCUUGGUGUCAGAAGGGAACGUUCACCCUCGUGAGUGCAGAGCGCAGAGCGCGGAGGCGUGCCUUAUCCCUGACCUUGGGUGGUGACCGAGGCAGUGGGGGACGCAGGGCACUUAGUUGCAGUCUGUGGUUUUGCUGCAGUCCUGAAGCUCGCCAGCCUGGGUGGCUCGGCAGCACAGCACCAGGGUCUCCAUUGUCAGCAAUAACAGAUCUGUUGCAUGCAGAAUCAGAUAUUUGGCCUGUUUCAGACAGGUUAAAUUUAAGUAGGACUUUGUAUUUUUGAAAUAAGGGACCGUCUGUAAGACGUACAGGAGGCCCUACUCUCCACUAUCCCUUCCCCGUUUUGGACGCAGGAGUCUGUCUUGCUGAAAGCUGACAUGUACUUUCGUGGUGUUGACAAGUGCUGGUGGAAGGGGCUCCAUCCAUGCUGGGCUUCUGUUAGGAAACCAGAUUCUUUCUCUCUCAAGGGAACCAUUUUGAAGCUGACAUUCAGUACAAGAACUUGUGUUUGGAAUGGCAUCCGGAAAGGAGAGGUGUUGUACCCACAUAGUAUUUGCAGGCCUCUCCACCCAGAGGGAAGGAGUGGCUUGUGGGGGGAUGUGCCGUGCGGGGUCCGCAGGGCUUCCAUGAAAUCUGGAGGAGGAAGAGAGGCAGUCUCUUUGCAAACAAAGUAUUUUUAUUCACUUGUAUUUAUUAAAUAGAAACAAAGAAUCUCGUGUCCUUACUCUUUGGUGGAGUUUAAUUACUGUGUUAAAAAUAAAGUUCUCUAUUUUCCCCCUA